AUGGUGCAGCCUCCGGGCACAAAGAGAUGGCUGACGAAGAACUACUACGAGCUCAUUGACGGAUCGAUUGUCACCGUCGUCAACCUUCUAAAAACCCCAAUCAAAGGGCUCACUACCAAUGACAUAUUGACUACGGGUCUCGAAGACGGUGAAAACGAAAACUUGCACGAGCUUGAUGUGGUCAUAAUGGCUACGGGGUACGAUUCUCUUACCGGGAGCUUAUACGACAUGAAUAUUACCGACACGCAUGGCAAGACACUACAAGAGAAGUGGGAAAAUGGUGUUCGCACAAGCCUUGGCAUGAUGGUCCCCGGCAUGCCCAACGCCUUCAUUUUGUACGGCCGCAAGCACCAACUUCACUGA
Messenger RNA from Metarhizium acridum CQMa 102, 363 nucleotides. The record is from RefSeq and is a predicted model, not a curated record. Lineage: Eukaryota; Fungi; Ascomycota; Sordariomycetes; Hypocreales; Clavicipitaceae.